CUCUCUUUCUCUCUUAUCUAAUUCUCACGCACAUGGCUUAUCUCAUCAUCUCCGAAGUCUUUGCAGCACUCCAACAACCAUUGCUUCUUUAAUACCAACCUUCUCUCUUCUCCUCUCCCACUUCCCAUUCCCUCUCUCUCUUUUCAAUCAUACUUCUCCUCUACUUCUCCUGGAUUCUGGAUGCGUUUCCGUGACGUUUUCCCGUUUUCCGUUUUCCAGUUUUCCGUUUCUCGUUCUCAUUAAACUCCCAGAAUUUUCUCUAUUUAUUAAGCUCCGUCAAAAAAUUUUUAAAAAAAAAGUCAAAGGAAAUCGGCGAGAAUGGCAGCAACCAGAAUCGCCGCCGUGGCGAUUCUUCUCAUCUUCAUCUCGGCGAGUUUUUCCCGAUGUCUCGCGAACCAUCUCGCCGACGAUAAACUCGCGUUGCUGGACUUCAUCUCUCGCGUUCCUCCCAGUCGAAACCUCAACUGGCGGUCAGACACCUCGGUCUGCUCCGACUGGACCGGAAUCACCUGCGACUCGAACCGGUCUCGUGUCACAGCCGUCCGAUUACCUGGGUUCGGCCUCAAUGGCCAGAUCCCUCCCAACACUCUCAGCCGUUUAUCCGCCCUCGAGAUCCUCAGCCUCCGAUCCAACGGCCUCUCUGGUCCUUUCCCUGCUGACUUCUUCAACCUCACCGCCCUCACUGGUCUUCAUCUCCAGUUCAACUCCUUCGUUGGUUCUCUGCCGUCCGAUAUUGGUCUCCUCUCUAAUCUAACGCUUCUCGAUCUCUCGCACAACUUGUUUAAUGGUUCUAUACCUUUCGCCAUUUCCAACCUCGCCGAGCUUGUCUCUCUUAACCUCUCCAACAACUCCUUCUCCGGCGAGCUCCCCGAUCUUGAGUUCCCGAGUCUCAAAUCCCUUAACCUUUCCUAUAAUCAUCUCAAUGGCAGUAUCCCGGCGUCUCUCCGGGGAUUCCCGGCUUCGUCCUUCUCCGGCAACGAUCUUGUGCCGGUGGUCCCUGUCAAUCCGGUGCCAACCCCGGCGCCGUUUCCACCGCCGAGCCGGAAACACCACCAUAAGCUUAGCGAAGGGGUGAUUCUCGGGAUUGCGGUUGGUGGCUGUGUCUUGGUGUUCGCGGUGCUGGCGGUGGUCCUUGUGCUCUGUUGCGGGAAAGGCGGGGAUAAUGUGGUGAUCGGGAAGGGGUCGAAAGGCGAGAGGUCGCCGGAGAAGGUGGUGAGUGGGAGGCAGGAGGAGAGGAACAGGAUGGUGUUUUUCCCGGGGUGUACUUUCGAGUUUGAUCUUGAGGAUCUAUUGACGGCAUCGGCGGAGAUAUUGGGGAAGGGGAUGUGCGGGACGACGUACAAAGCCAUACUGGAGGACGCGACGACAGUGGUGGUGAAGAGGGUGAAGGAUGUGGGAGUUGGGAAGAGGGAUUUCGAGCAGCAGAUGGAGAUGAUUGGGAGGAUACGCCAUGAGAACGUGGUCGAGCUCAGGGCCUAUUACUAUUCCAAGGAUGAGAAGCUCAUUGUAUAUGAUUUCUAUAACCAGGGGAACGUCUCUUCCUUGCUUCAUGCAAAGAGAGGUGAGGACAGGACACCACUUGACUGGGAAACCAGGCUGAGAAUAGCACUUGGAGCAGCAAGAGGAAUUGCCCGCAUUCACAUGGAGAAUAAUGGGAAAUUCAUCCAUGGGAACAUAAAGUCUUCCAAUGUCUUCCUAAAUAAUCAGCAAUAUGGCUGUGUUUCUGACUUUGGUCUCACAUCGCUUAUGGCCACUACUGUGCCUCCUGUGUCUCGAAAUGCUGGAUACCGUGCACCCGAAGUGAUUGACACAAGACGAACAACCCAAGCAUCGGAUGUCUACAGUUUUGGUGUGCUUUUACUUGAACUCCUUACCGGGAAAUCACCCAUCCAUGUGGCCGGCGCUGGUGAGGAAAUGGUGCACUUAGUGCGGUGGGUGCAAUCUGUGGUUAGAGAAGAAUGGACUGCUGAGGUUUUUGAUCUGGAGCUAAUGAGAUAUCCAAACAUAGAGGAAGAGAUGGUAGAGAUGCUUCAGAUUGGAAUGGCUUGUGUUGCGAGGAUGCCAGAGCAGAGGCCCAGGAUGGCCGAUGUUGUGAGAAUGCUCGAAGAUGUAAGAAGGGCAGAUACUGCAAACCGACCUUCAUUGGAGAUAAAAUCAGAUGUUGCAACACCGUCACAAAUACCCAGCACAGGAGGCCCAUCACCACAAAACUAAGGGUUAUUCUUCAUUUAUCGCCCUGUUACUUGUUAAAUUGUCAAGUGGAGGGAUGGAUGUGCAGGGUUUUUUUAUUUUUAUUUUAUUUUUUGUGCAUCAAUUUUCUUCUAUCCUUUUUGGCUCACAUUCUUUGAUCUCCUCAAAGAUGGUCCCUUUCUGUAGGAUUAACUUAAUCCUUAAGAACCAGUAGUCCGACUUCUAUUGCCCUAUUCAUUGUUCUUGUCUUAAAGAGUCUGUUUGAUUUAGGGAACUCAUAUCAUGUGCUUGACGCACAUUUUUAUGCCGUCUGAAUCAUCAACUUAAGAAGUUUAGUGCUUGUGAUUUGUUU
Dioscorea cayenensis subsp. rotundata (Guinea yam) is the source of this 2542-nucleotide messenger RNA. Its product is annotated as probable inactive receptor kinase At4g23740. The transcript has 2 exons. The record is from RefSeq and is a predicted model, not a curated record. NCBI's taxonomy places the organism in Eukaryota, Viridiplantae, Streptophyta, Magnoliopsida, Dioscoreales, Dioscoreaceae. Bases 319 to 2214 code for a protein of 631 amino acids. Gene Ontology annotation, biological process: protein phosphorylation. Gene Ontology annotation, molecular function: protein kinase activity; ATP binding; protein binding.